This is a messenger RNA of Effrenium voratum, 795 nucleotides long. Lineage: Eukaryota; Dinophyceae; Suessiales; Symbiodiniaceae. The record is from the annotation of a GenBank genome assembly.
UGCGUUUUUCUCACGAUUUUCACGUUGUCGGUCGUGUUUGGAAAGAGCUUCUCCAAGCACGUGGGCCUUGUGAAGGUGGAUCCAAUUCGUGCUACUGGGGACUCUUUGGCUGGGCACCUGUGCGGAUUGGUGUCAACUCGGCCUUUGAGCAGUGUUUCAGGUUUGGUCCUGGAUUUUGAAGGUCGUGUUUUCGCGCUUCCCCGUGCCAGGCUUUUUUUUGACAUCGAGGCAUACUGCCCGGGCCUUCGCUGCUUCCGUUGUCAUGGCCAUCAAUGCCAACUGAUCUUUGAGGUUUGGGUCCCAACUCGCCAAUCUGUCAGGCCCCCUGAUCUUUGGCUUAGCGAGGCCCGGACACCCCCCCCGUCCCGUGCCAGGAUUUGCGCGACUCGGGCCUUUUUGCUGAUUGCGCCGUCAGUGUUGAUGUGCGGAUUUCAACUGAGCUUUCAGGGUGGGGCCCAACCUUGAUCUCUUUGACCCGGUGAGGUUUGCGUUGUUUUUUUGUGUGCUUUUCCCAACCCCGUCAAGCCGCGCCGUCAGGCCCGUGUAUCUUUGGAAAUCGUGACCUCGUUGAGCCAGGCACUCCGAACUUUUGAGCUUGCGCCUCGAGCUCCACGUUCCGCCCGGGCCCUCGCCGCGUUCCAUUGUCAUGGCCAAGAGGUCCCGUGCAGGUUAUUGUCAUUUGAUCUUUGUCACCAAUCUGUCAGCCCCCUUGAUCUUUGACCCAGUGAAGCCCUGACGGUCCGUCCCGAGGGUCCCUGGGGUCCCUAGGGUCCCUGGGGUCCCUGGGGUCCCUGG